This is a messenger RNA of Syzygium oleosum, 828 nucleotides long. RefSeq lists its product as uncharacterized. NCBI's taxonomy places the organism in Eukaryota, Viridiplantae, Streptophyta, Magnoliopsida, Myrtales, Myrtaceae. The record is from RefSeq and is a predicted model, not a curated record. Bases 1 to 567 code for a protein of 188 amino acids. The transcript is spliced from 3 exons.
AUGUAUCCUAAUCGUGAUUGGUUCUCCACGUACAAUGGAUAUAUUGAUGGAGUUAUUCUAAUGGGAAAUAACGCCAAAUGCAAAGCAAUCGAGAUUGGAACUGUUAGCAUUAAGACGCAGGACGGCAUGAUCAGAACCUUGGAAAAUGUUAGACACCUGAGGAUGUAUGGUCAGAAAAAGGUGGUGAUUAAGGUGUGUAUGGACGAGCGUGCCUCGAAAUUUUGUUGUUUCAGAAUCAAAAACCCAUUUUGUUGUUUCGGAAUCAAAAACCCUCGCUCCGAAGUUUUGAGCCUUGCGGGUGGCUUUCCAGGAGUUCAAUCCGUGGCACUGGUGGGUGACCGGGACCAGAUCGACGUGACCGGAGUGGUCGACCCGGUCGACCUCACCACUUUGCUCAGGAAGAAAGUCGGGUUCUCGGAGAUAGUGUCCGUGGGCGAGGCCAAGAAAGAAGACGAGAGCAAAGACAAGGAUAAGAAGGACGGUAUGCCCGUCGGAUGGCCGUACCCGCCGUACCCGCGCCAAGAGAUCGUAUAUGUCCAGCCCGAUUCCUGGUGCUUGGCCCUGUAGGUACGACAACCAUCGAGGAUGACGACUCGUAUAAAUGUAUAGCAUCGCUGUGAUCCGCUUAUUUUUACGAGCAGUUUUGAGAUGUGUAUUAAAUUAAUUGCCGAUUUUCACCGAGAUUGAACUUUGUCACCGUGCUAUGGAUAUGGCCAAGACUACUUCUCUCUGAUUUUCACCAACAUAAUGGGAGCAGCAUGCGUUCGAAUUGAUUGUGCUUUUGAUAUGAAUUUUCUUUUCUUUUAGUGGAUAAUAUCUAUCUUUUCU